Messenger RNA from Cydia pomonella (codling moth), 754 nucleotides. RefSeq lists its product as uncharacterized. The coding region runs from base 15 to 434 and encodes 139 amino acids. The record is from RefSeq and is a predicted model, not a curated record. NCBI's taxonomy places the organism in Eukaryota, Metazoa, Arthropoda, Insecta, Lepidoptera, Tortricidae. The transcript is spliced from 2 exons.
CUUAUAAAAAAGCAAUGUGGAUCUAUAGCGAGAACAAGAAAAUGGCAAGUGUAGAGUCCAGGACUCAUGAAAUGCCACCUAUUUCCAAACCAGUUAUUGUGGGAAAAUCAUAUAGAGACGCCGUCCUAUCGCAAAAAGUAAAUAAAAAUUCCGACGACACCGUCGAACCAUGCGCAGCCCAAGAGUUGAAGAAUAAUACGCAACUGCAACAAGAGAUGACAGAUCAAGACAUUCGACAGAAUGAGAAUGUGAAAAGCCAGGAAGAGGCCCAGCAACCAAGACAAAUCAUAUCCCCAUCACCCUUGAACUCCCCUAAUAACGAAGAUUUUACCGCUAGGGAUAACAACGAGAGCUCCACGGUUUUUACACAAAUUAUUGAAGGACCGGUACUCCUCUGGAAUCAUCAGCCAAGUCAGCCAAACAUUUCAAUAUGAUUUCCUUUUCUAAUAGAAGACUCUUUUUGGACACAAUUUUCUUCUUCAAAAUCUUAAAAAAUUAAAUUACUGCCCAAUUUUGCUACAAAAUAUUAUGUUUAAUGUACCGCAUCGCUCCUUACGUCGACGUAAUUUGUUUUAUGUGAGUUUCGCACGUACUAAUUAUUCCAGACAUACUUUUUUCAAACGAGCAUCGAAAAAUUAUAAUGAGUAUUUUUGUGACAUCGAUCCAUUUAUGCACUCUCUUGCUGUUUUAAAAGAACUUACGAAAUCCAAACUGUUGUUGAUAAAAUAAAUUAUACCUAAUGUUUUACUUAUCU